Molecule: messenger RNA, 6917 nt
Organism: Camponotus floridanus (Florida carpenter ant)
Lineage: Eukaryota; Metazoa; Arthropoda; Insecta; Hymenoptera; Formicidae
Exons: 29
Coding region: 1-6783 (2260 amino acids)
Biological process (GO): proteolysis
Cellular component (GO): extracellular region; membrane
Molecular function (GO): serine-type endopeptidase activity; protein binding; chitin binding
Source: RefSeq, a predicted model, not a curated record
AUGGAACAUAUCUAUGAUCCAAGCGCGACAACUACAAAACCACCAGAACGUCGUGAAUCGAUACUUCCUUGGAAUGUGAUUCAGAAUAAAUCGCGCAUUCAAAUAGAAUCUCCUUCUUCGAAAUGGCAACAACAAUCACGUGGCAACAUCCCACCUAAAUCUGACACGAAAAAUUGGAGUCCUUGGCGAAAACCUUCGGGUAGCGAAAUCGAACAACGAACGCAGCUUGAAAAUUAUGGUCCUGUGCAAGUUCCCGAACAAAUUUCUGAAAACAUUCCUGAGCAACAACAUAACUUGAAAUUUGAUAAAUUGGACCAACAAAAUCUGAAACCUAUUGAAUACAGAGAUUUUACAAAUAAUUUUGAGAAUGAAUCAAAGUAUGGAUAUCGCAAUCGGCCUCAAAACGAGAUUGAUUUUGAUCAUAAACAUCCGCAGAGAAAUGACAAUAACAAAGAAUUAAAUGUGGGACUUCAGAAUGAGGAUUUGUACGAGGGCGUAGCUAUUGAUAGCACGAAACCAAGAAAAGAAAAUAUAGUUCUGUCACAUAAUCCACGUCACAAAGUGGCUAAGUAUGAUUCUCGGUUGGGCGUUCAGUGUCCUGAUCACAAUUCCACAGGACAAUUUGUUUAUCCACCAGAUUGCAAGUUUUUCGUCAAUUGCUGGCAGGGUCGUGCAUUUGUCCAACCGUGUGCUCCAAAUACUCAUUUCAAUCCGGAUACCUUGGAGUGUGACUUUCCACAUAAAGUGAAAUGUUACGAGAAUGAGUUUGCUGAUUUCAGACAAUCAUUAGACUCUGAAUCCCAGAUUAAUCGAAAGUCGCAAAAAUUGACAGAACCAAAAUGUCCACCGUAUUUGAUUGGUUUAUUACCACAUUAUGGAGACUGCACAAAAUUUAUACAAUGUGCAAACGGUGUUACUUAUAUAAUGGAUUGUGGUCCUGGAACAGUAUUCAAUCCUACUAUUGGUGUAUGUGAUUGGCCGAGGAAUGUAAAGGGUUGCGAAGAUAUUUUUAAAUCUUACGAAGAUGACAAAAUGCCAUUUACACCUAUAAAUCCGAAUUUUGGACGUGAUAAGUCACCAUAUAUCGAAGUAAAAAAAAUUACGUGUCCUGCGGAUUUUACUGGAUUAUUAGCUCAUCCAGAGACAUGCAAAAAGUUUCUUCAAUGUGCAAACGGUAUUACUUAUAUAAUGGACUGUGGUCCUGGAACAGUAUUCAACCCUACUCUUAGUGUGUGUGAUUGGCCGCGGAAUGUAAAGGGUUGCGAAGAUAAUUUUAAAUCUGACGAAGAUGACAAAAUGCCAUUUGCACCUAUAAAUCCGAAUUUUGGACGUGAUAAGUCAUCAUAUACCGAAGUAAAAAAAAUUACGUGUCCUGCGGAUUUUACUGGAUUAUUAGCUCAUCCAGAGACAUGCAAAAAGUUUCUUCAAUGUGCAAACGGUGUUACUUAUAUAAUGGACUGUGGUCCUGGAACAGCCUUCAAUCCUAUUACGACAGUUUGUGAUUGGCCAUACAAUGUGCCCAGUUGUAAAACAGAUAAAUCUGAUGGAGUUUACAAGACAGGAGCUAGUACUUGGUCGCCAUCUGCUGAAGCUAGAGGUACCAUGUCAUGGUCGAAUUCAGGCCACUAUAAUCGUACAACUAACACUCGUGGUCAUAUUUCUCAAUCGAAGUAUCGAUAUAGCACAACAAUGAAUCCAACAUUUAGACCAACAUGGAGACCAUUUACGACCACAACUCCACGUAUACGAUGGAUACCAACAUGGACAACCGCGAGACCAUUUUAUAAUCAUUCUAAGCAUAUUCCUGAUUACCAUGAUCGUUACGAUAACGUGCAUGAAGAAAAGCAGUACAAAGGUCAUGGAUCCCAUCAUUUAGAAUGGAAACCAAGCGAAAAUUUAGGACGUCCUUCCGGUAGUAAUUAUGGAUCUCAACAUCAUCCAGAUUGGCAACAAGUGGGAAAUGAUCAAGAACCACAAGGAACUUAUCAUACCGAUCGCCCAGAAGAAUCAUCGGUACAUGCAUAUAAAAAUCCAGAUUAUCAUUACAGUCAUUAUCCUUCAGGUGUCCACCACCACCAUCAUCAUCAUCAUCAUUAUCAUAAUUACGGACCUACAUCGAAUCCUUCGGAAGAUACAAAUUGGGCUAAUCCUGCUGUUACUAAUGAUCAAAAAUAUAAUCAAGGAUAUUACACUCCAAAUACUGACAGUAACUGGCGUCCCAGUUACAAUUAUGAUCAUAAUUCUCGUCAUUAUGAUCAUCGCCAUUUUGAACAUACUGCACUAAAUAAAACAGAUCAGAGGCAAUUUCAACUUCCUGAAAGGAACGACGAAGAUAACAUUCAGUUCCAUCAUAGAUAUAAUGAAACAAAGUUUGACUCCGAUGGAAUGUCAACAAAUCAAAAAACCGAUCAUGAUUUUUCCUUGAAUAGACAAAAUUAUGGUAGGACAAUCCCCGGGCUUUAUCAUCCUAAUUUUAAUCGAACUUCUUCAUCCGUUGGAAAUAUUUUUCCAAAUAGUAAUAAUAAAUCAACUGAGAAUUGGGAUCAAAUCCAGGAUGGACUGCGACAAGAUAAACAAUCUUCUGCUUGGAUAGGGCAAGAAAAUAUUGGAUCUGCUUGGAAUCAGCCAAGUAGAUCUAACUUCAAACCAAGUACGUGGCAUAGUCAAGAAAAUCCAGGAAAUGUGCAAACGGAAAACCAGACACAUCCGUGGGAUCAAGGCACAAUUAGUCAGACUGAUAAAUCGUUCUCUCAAAGUACAAUUGAUAAAGAGGCAGAUACAAAAAUGACACAAUGGGCAACAAGGACAAAUGUUUUUUUAAAUUCUAAGAGCCAAGUAAAUUUAGCAGAAUCUAAAAGUACAACUCAAUAUCCAAGAACAAACCUUUAUCCAAAUGGCAUAUAUGUCAAUGCAGGUGGCAUAAAAGGUCAUUAUAUCACGAAAGAUAUUGAAAAUAAUGAAGGAGGUCUGAGAAUUCAUGAGCCGUAUAAUGUUCACAAACCUAUCAGCUGGAAUAAUACUUUCAAUAGCACUGAUAGUAAUUAUGCAUCGUUCACAACUGAAACGCCAAUGACAACGACGCCGCAGAAUAUUUCAAAUAAACAAUCUGAACUAUCAAGGAGAGGAAGAGAUUUUGUAAAUAUUACGACUGAAAGCGAAUUGCAUAAUUUCGAUCACACAAACGAGGACAAUUUACCUGAUGUUUCAAUUGAACGAGAUGAUUAUUGGGGCGCUAGCGACACAAAAAUAAGUAAUGUAGAUUCUGCUACCCCGAAUGUUAUCGAACCUGAGAUAAAUGAUUACGACGUGGAUGUGUUAGACGACAAAAAUGUCUGGAAACCUAGAUUGGUCUUCGAAAAUAAAACCAAGACCACGACGGCUUCAUCAGUCAUUAUGAAAAUUGGCCCGAAGAAUACCGAUGUCGAACUUUUUAAUAUCGAAGCUGCACCGUUUCAGGAAGAAGAAUCUCCAUUCCCAGUUUAUUAUGUACAAUCAGUGCAACCAUUGACUCAUUCGAAAAAAUCUGUUCGACUAACACCCAUCUCUGGCCAGGUAAUUCGCUUGAGGGGUGGCCCAGGACCUAAUGAAGGCUAUGUUGAAGUACAAGGUAUACUACCUGGUUGGGGCAUUGUAUGCGAUUCCAGAAAUAGUUGGACAUUGAAAGAAGCUAAUAUUUUGUGCAGACAACUUGGCUAUAUCAGAGGCGCUGAAAUGGCUUGGCAAGGAAGAAACAAUCGCAAUGGAAUGCCAAAUUGGGUCGCUGCAAAUACUGUAACAUGUUUCGGCAAUGAGACCAGAUUUCAAUCGUGCAAGUUCACACACAAUCAAGAGUGCCAAGUGGCUAGAGAUGCGAUUGGUGUGCGAUGCGCUCCUAAUCGUAUAGCGCAUUGUCGCAAGGACGAGAUACCGCAUAAUGGAAACUGUUAUCACUUGGCUCAUCCUGAUAGCGGACUGAAUCAUGCCGAAGCAUUGGAGCACUGUACACGGAGGAAUGCACGACUCAUCGAUAUCGCUAGCCAGGCAGAAAACAACUUUGUGUCCGAAUUGCUGUUGCAAUCGUAUCCGGAAGUUGAUUCAAUCAUGACUUCCGGCUUCGGUUUCACUACAAUGAAUCGAACCUUAUGGCUCUGGGCGGAUUCCGCGCAUGCUAAAUUCAAAUUUACAAAGUGGUGGCCUGGAUGGAUGAACGAUACGAAACAAUCACCGUGGGUAGGCUAUCGUCCUCGUUGUAUCGUGAUGAAACGAAAAUUUCCGUGUUAUGAGCGACCAGAGUCGACAUGUGAUAUAGAUUAUUUCUUCUGGGACACUGAAGAUUGCGCAGCUAAUUCAAAAGAGCAUUUCUUUAUUUGCAAGAGACCUUAUGACGAUAUUGGUUGCACAUACGGAAAAGGAAAUCAAUACACUGGUAAAGCCAAUGUAACAGUAUCAGGAAAUAAAUGUCUUUCAUGGGCCGAUGAAAGAAUUGCACAUCAAUUACAUGUGAAUGUUGUUAAUAAAGAAGUUCGAGAUAAACUGAAAAUGCAUAACUACUGCAGAAAUCCUAAUCCGGGAAAAGAAUCGAGACCAUGGUGUUUUACAGGCCCUGGAAAGUAUGAAUAUUGCGAUAUUCCUGCCUGUGGAAAUAUUGAUCCAAAACGGUCAAUGCUGUCUGGUCAAUGUAAACCUAAACAUUUCGAAUGUAUGGCAGGAGAAUGUAUUCCCUCCCCAUGGGUUUGCGAUGGAGAAGAGGAUUGUACAAAUGGGGCUGACGAAAGAAAUUGCAUGUUGGAUCUCAAUCUCUUUAAAAAAUCUACAAAACAUAAGCUUGAGGGCUAUGAUGUAGAAAAAUGGUUAAACACACCAUUGAAGACCUGUGCUUUAAGAUGCAAGGAAGCUGAUUUCACUUGUCGCUCGUUUAAUCAUAAAUCGAAUGGUAAUGUGUGUUUAUUGAGUAACAGUAACAUUGGUUUGACUGGUGCACUUAAGCCUGACAAGCAAUUCGAUUAUUAUGAAAUGAGAGAGAGGAGUUUGGAUUGCAACGACAUGUACAUCUGCAAUAAUAACAAAUGCAUAAAUCAAACACAAGUCUGCGACGGCAAGAAUGAUUGCAAUGAUCGCAGUGAUGAGGAUAUUUGUACUGCUGAAAAUCUUGAUUACAGUAUUCGUUUGGCUGGUGCAGAUAACAGUUAUGAAGGUCGAAUAGAAGUAAAAAUUUUAGGAGUUUGGGGACAGGUGUGUGACGAUGGCUUUGGAAUGAUCAAUGCUGACGUCAUCUGUAAAGAGCUCGGUUUCGAGCUCGGAGCUUUGGAAGUAAGAUCGAGUGGAUUUUAUGGAAAUCUCGAUCCACCUACAAGAUUUAUGGUGGAUCAAUUGAAGUGUCGUGGAAACGAGACUACACUAAGAGAAUGCGAUUUUAACGGAUGGGGAAUUCAUAAUUGUCAACCGGAAGAAGCUGUUGGCGUCGUUUGUAAGACCGCGGUCAAUACCUGUCAGGAAGGUCAAUGGAAAUGCGAUAAUAGUCCAACUUGCAUACCGACCCCGUUUAUUUGCGACGAGGUGGUCGAUUGCCCAGAUCGCUCCGAUGAGAGUCCGCAACAUUGCGAUGCACCGUUCGAAUUGCGCUUGGCGAAUGGCAGCAGUCCUUUGCAAGGAAGGGUAGAAGUGCGUCAUCACGGUGUAUGGGGUACUGUGUGCGAUGAUGAUUUUACAAAUGCCACGGCAGCUGUUAUCUGUAGAUCAUUGGGAUAUGGUGGUAUCGCAAUCGCCAAGAAGGAUGGCUUUUUUGGGCCAGGCCAAGGACUUAUAUGGCUCGAUGAGGUUUUCUGUCAUGGAAACGAAUCGCAAUUAUAUCGAUGCGAGCAUAAUCACUGGGGCCAACAUAAUUGUGAUCAUAAUGAGGAUGCAGGUGUAAUUUGUUCACCUGGAAAUGUUAAUAAUGCCGAGUCAUACUGGAUAAACAACCCAGAACUUCCAGAACGAAAUAUUGACGAGCUGCUUCCAUCAAAUUGUGGUCAGCGCGCUAAAGAUUUUAAUAAUGAUGACGACUUGAUCUUUCAAAAAGUAGUGCAUGGUUCUAUCGCUCCAAAAGGCACUUAUCCCUGGCAGGCCAGUAUACGAGUUCGAGGGCACAGUCGAUCGAGUCAUUGGUGUGGUGCAGUCAUGAUAUCUCCUAUAUAUCUCUUAACAGCAGCACAUUGUCUGGAAGGCUAUAACAAAGGCACUUACUUUGUUCGUGCGGGAGAUUAUAACACAGAUAUAGACGAGGGAACGGAAGCGGAGGCCAACAUCGAGGAUUACUACGUGCACGAGGAAUUCCGCAAGGGUCACAGAAUGAACAAUGAUAUCGCCCUGAUCCUGCUUAAAGGUCACGGUAUCCCGCUUGGCAAGGAUAUCAUGCCAAUUUGCUUGCCGUCCGAGAACACCGACUAUUCACCCGGACUCAAUUGCACGAUCAGCGGAUUCGGAAGCAUCGAGACGGGAAAGACGACGCAAUCAAAGAAUUUACGAUAUGGCUGGGUGCCCUUGUUGGAUCAAUCAGUUUGUCGGGCUAGUUAUGUUUACGGCGAAGGUGCCAUAAGCGAGGGAAUGAUGUGUGCCGGAUACCUUGAUGAGGGUAUCGAUACAUGCGAUGGCGAUUCCGGAGGUCCUCUAGCGUGCUAUCAUAAUGGAGCUUUUACUUUAUAUGGAAUAACCAGUUGGGGUCAACAUUGCGGCAAGGCAAAUAAACCUGGAGUUUAUGUUCGCGUUGCGCAUUAUCGUCGAUGGAUCGAUCAAAAAAUUAAAGAAUCAUUAGCGGGUAGAUAGAAAAUAUUAUAUAUAGAUUACAAAAUAUUUUCCAACAUCUGUGUGUGUAUCUGUAUAUCUGUGUGUGCUGUUUAAUAAUUUGCUUAUAAGAAAAGUUGUCUAAAAUAAAUAAAUCCCAAGCCAAUGUACAUACA